Molecule: messenger RNA, 1206 nt
Organism: Suhomyces tanzawaensis NRRL Y-17324
Lineage: Eukaryota; Fungi; Ascomycota; Pichiomycetes; Serinales; Debaryomycetaceae
Gene: CDC11
Product: septin
Exons: 1
Coding region: 1-1206 (401 amino acids)
Biological process (GO): cellular bud neck septin ring organization; cytoskeleton-dependent cytokinesis; division septum assembly
Cellular component (GO): cell division site; septin complex; microtubule cytoskeleton
Molecular function (GO): molecular adaptor activity; GTPase activity; GTP binding
Source: RefSeq, a predicted model, not a curated record
AUGUCCUCCUACAGCUACUCAGUGGACAAUAACGCCUCGUCAGCAGCAUUGCGCAAGCGCAAGACCCUUAAGAAGUCCAUCAACUUCUCGAUCAUGAUCAUCGGAGAAAGUGGGUCUGGAAGAUCCACCUUGAUAAAUACCCUCUGUGGAGGCAACUCGAUUGUCCCCACGUCGCUGACCAUCAACCAAGACCCAUUCACUAAGAAAUUGACGUUGAGACACGAAAACGUGGAGUUGGAAGACAACGAGGGCCACAAGAUCUCGUUGAACAUCAUCGACACCCCCAACUUCGCCAACCUGAUCAACUGCGACGAGGACUUCAAGAUCAUCGUCGACUUCAUAAGACACCAGUACGACGAGGUGUUGUUGGAGGAGUCGCGUGUCAAGCGUAACCCCAGGUUCAAGGACGGCAGAAUCCACGUGUUGAUCUACAUGAUAAACCCUACAGGACACGGGUUAUCCGAGAUUGACGUCAAGUUCAUGCAGCACGUCAACAACUUGGUGAAUAUCAUCCCCGUGAUCGCCAAAGCAGACUCGUUGACCGCCAAGGAGUUGCAGUUGAACAAACAGUUGAUCUUGGAGGAUCUCAGCAACUACGGGAUCAACUACUACAAAUUCAACGAAUAUGAAUACGAGCAAGACUACAUUGACGAUGAGAUCAUCGAGUACAACAAGUACUUGAACUCGUUGGUUCCCUUUGCCAUUAUCGGAGCCAACGACUACCAAGAAAACCCCAACGAAGACGAAGACUUGUUGAAGUUGAGAGUUUUGAACCCCAUAAACACCAAGCCCAUCAAUGUGGAAAACCCCGAGGUCAACGACUUCACCAUCUUGAAAAACGUGUUGUUAAUCACCCACUUGAACGAGUUCAAAGAAUUGACCCACGACUUGAUCUACGAAAACUAUAGAACCGAAGCAUUGUCUGGAAAGCAAUUCCAGUACAGUGCAGGCAAGGAUGGCGAAAAGGUCGAGGUUACAAAGGGAGAUGCUCCUGACGAAGAAUCCAGUUACUUGAUGAAGGAAGAACAGAUCAAACUUGAGGAAGAGAGAUUGAGGAAGUUCGAAGAAAGAGUCCACCAGGAUUUGAUCAACAAGAGAAAGGAGUUAUUGGAGAGAGAAAACGAAUUGAAGGAGAUCGAAAAGAGAUUGCUUGCUGAAGGGUUGAAGUUGAACGAGGACGGCGAGGUGGUAAAGAUCGAGGAAUAG